Messenger RNA from Caenorhabditis auriculariae, 5753 nucleotides. NCBI's taxonomy places the organism in Eukaryota, Metazoa, Nematoda, Chromadorea, Rhabditida, Rhabditidae. The record is from the annotation of a GenBank genome assembly.
AUGUUUAGCCGUCUUGUUGCUUCCGUAAGUUGUUGUUUUAUCUUUCAGAAUGCUUUUCCAAAAUUGAUAUCACUAAAGAUGAAAAUUUCCCUUUUUUUUCUUUGACUCGAAAUUUUUCAGGUCCUGUUGGUCCUCCACAAUUUCGAUCCGACACAUGGUGAAAUCCGUUCUCAGUGUUAUUGUAAGCUUCUCAUCCAUAUCAGUAAUUUUGUGAGUCAAGAUAACAACAGUGCAAAAAAUAUCGUCGACUGUUCUUCCUGGAGGUCCCUUUCCCUCGUGAUGCUGGAAAAUGACGACUCUGCAGCAAACUCACUCGAACAAUACAAAAAAUUUACAAGAACCGUGAGAAACAAGUUGGAUGAAGAGAAAAAUUGAUAUUUUCAGGUUAUAGGGGGAUGCGGACAAGAAAACGGAUUUCGUUUGUACGCUCCAGCUCUUUUUGACGAUCUGACAUGUAGGAUGUAUCAUGUGAGUUUUUUAUGGAGCUUUUGAAAAACCAGCAAAUACUCUGUUUCUUCUCUGUUUCAUGGAAUUAAUUUAAGAGUUUGAGCAGCUAAUUUUCAGCUAACCUUCAUGAAAUAUGGAGUGCAAAUUGCAAUGAAAACUUUUUUCAAAGAUUCGGAUCAGUCCUUACUCGAAAAAAAUUUUUUUUUCGAAUUUUUCAAGUUACGAAUUCAUAGUAAAUUUUUCGAAAAGCUCUCUCAUUCAUUUUUUUUUUUUAUCGUUUCAAUAAAAAAAAACUUAUUCAGAUUGGAGAUACUGACCAAAUCAGCUUGAUAGACGACCUGGUGCUCCCUGAAGUCUACAACCCUUUUCCGAGCGACCCAGGAACGUACUUUGUGCGACUGCUAGGCAACGCUGUGAGAUUUUUCGCCACAUUGAGUUUGUUCCAAAAAGUGAGAUUUUCUAGUCGGAUUGCUCUACAAAAAUGGAUUCGAUGCGAGGAGAGGCGUUGUACUUCUUCUUCGAUUCGGAUUGCUCCUACCUCACCGCAUAUAGUUUACCAAUAACGAGCUUGAUCUCGAAUAUAAUGAAAAAUGGAUUCUACGUCAAAAUUCUAUGGUACAACAACGGAGAAACGAAAGAUGGUGAGCAAAAUUUCUGAUAUGGCCCAAUUUUUUUCAGCAUGUAUGAGUGAAACUUUUCCUCUUUGUAUCAACGGCAGCAUGUGCGAAGUGAAACGGUACAGAAACGACGAUGAAUUGGCCCGAGAAUAUUCCAAUAGCUUACUUCCUUGCAAAAGAGCCGUCACGAUCAAACAAAACGAUAAACUGUGUGAGAUUCUUCUGAUAUUUGAUCAUAUCAACUAUGGAAGGUUUCAGUUAUCAUCCUGGGAUGCGUUUUUGGGUCGAUUGCGCUGAUUUCAAUCAUCGUACUGGCUUUGUAUUGUUUCCGACUCAACAGACAGCGACGAAUCGCAGAAGAAAUCGCGGCUCUCAAAAUGUGGGUUAUUUUGAAAAAUGACAAAAUUAAGCUCUUUUUUCAGGAAAACUGACUAUUCCGCAUUUUCAAAUCACUACACUAAUUUGAAAAAAUUGGCUAAAAUCAAUAAGUAAGAUUGGGAAGUUAAUUUUCAAAAAUGAAGGUUUUCAGGUACGAUGAUUGGGAAGUUCCUCGAUAUGAGUUGGUAAUAAUGGAAACGGAAAUUCUCGGCCGAGGGGCCUUUGGAAUGGUGAACAAAGGGAUAUUAAAAGGUUAACAGAAGUUUUGAUAUUUCAGAUGAAUUGAAUACAAACAAAAUUCAAAAAAUUUGUUUUAAGGUCGGAUUCCAUUACUUAACUUUUACCCUACAAUGCGCCUCGAGACAAAGACAGACGGUGCUUGUGAGGUUUUUCGAAUUAUGUGUUGACUGUGAAGCCACAAAAGUUUAGGUAGCUGUGAAAAGACUUCCGCCGUAUUCUGAUGACAGCAAUCGAUUGGACGCUUUUCAUGAGAUUACUUUCAUGAAGACCCUCGGCUUUCACCCACAUGUUCUAUGGUAAUCGUCCCAUUCUUUCCUAAUAUUGAUUCGUUUUUUAGUAUGCUUGGCUGUGUUUCUGAUCCGGUAGACCCGAUAAUCAUCGUCGAAUAUUGCUCAAAUGGAGAUUUGCUCCAUUAUUUGAGAAGCCACAGGAGUGAUUUUAAAGACGAGGUGAAAUUGACGUUGACAAAAAAUUUAUAUUCUGUUUCUCAGAUAACCGAAGCCAAUAUAACUUCUACGCGGCUUGACAUGAAAUGUCUGCUUUCUUUUGCUUGGCAGAUUUGCGAUGGACUGGUUGAUCGAAUGAUUCUUUUUUUAUUCACAAAUUUUGUUCAGGACUACAUGAGCUCGAAAAACUUCAUACAUCGCGACAUCGCAGCCAGGAACGUUUUGCUGACAGGAAGUCUAGUAGCAAAGGUUUCGUUUUUCUUUCAGUUCAAUUUUGAUUCGAUUCGAUAGAUUGGAGAUUUCGGACUGUGUCGACAUACGGAAGACGCUCAGUACACUUCAAAAGGAGGCCGUUUGCCGUUCAAAUGGAUGGCUCCCGAAGCAAUAACUUUGUAUGAAUUCACAAUCAAAACCGAUGUGUGAGUUUUUUUCUAAUUUCGAGAAAUCGUACUGAGUUUUUCAAAAGUUUGGUCAGAAGUGAAUUUCUUCAAUUUUUAGUGGUCACUGUAGAGGCUCGCCAAGGACUACUUGGAAAGGACACUAAAGUGGUCACUAAACCCACGUUCAUAGUGGCCACUAUUUUCUGUUUUAGUGGCCACUUCAGUAGUUUUUCAUCCAGUAUUCCUUCCAGUAACUUUGAUAACUUUAAAACAAACAAAUUGGACCAGUUAUGUUGAUCCAUUUACCCCUAAAGUGGCCUCUAAAGUUUUUAGUGGUCUAGUAGUAGCACUUAGACUUCCGUAGUGCUCACUAAUUUUCACCCCUUAAGUGACCACAAAUUCGACUACUAUAGUGGCCACUAAAAGUUUUCUCAGUACAUACAUUUUUUUUUGUCAAAUGACUCGCAGUUAUUUUCUUUUCCGCUCAGAGACGCUUGAUCUUCAGAUGGGCCUAUGCUGUUUUGCUCCACGAAAUCUACACUCUAGGCGACACCCCCUACCACAAUGUUCAGCCGGCCGACAUGUCCAAAUACUUGUUAGAUGGAAACCGUUUGGAACAACCAGAACGCUGUCCAGAUGAGAUGUAAGCCUCGCUAAGAAAAAUACCAAAGUCGAGAUUCAAUAUUCAGCUAUUCAAUCAUGAAAGAUUGCUGGGAUUCGAAUCCUAACAAGCGACCUAUUUUUUCAGAGGUUUUUGAUUCAAUCUCCUUCUCAAAUUAUCAAUUUACUAGAUUCGUUCAUGUCUAGCAGUCAUGCUCCAUGUGAACGAUGACUAUUAUGGUUAUCUUACGAUGGAACAGCGAACUUCCUCGAUGAACUCAGUGAGUUUCGUUCAAAAAAUAUAGGAUCAAAGAUUUUAGGGCGCUACUCACUGCACGAUUGACUAUGAAAACAUUCCAGUUCUUGUAAAGUUUCUGGAUAGAGAUUUGAAUCAAACCAGCGAAGACUCUGUGGAGGUUAACGAGUGAUGGGAAGAAAUAUACUUGAAAAUUUCAGAGGCCUCUUGAGAAUGAAAUCGCAGAAGAAACAGAGUCGGCGUCGGAUGACUCUGUCAGUAACUCCUCCGAUUCAAGCCGGACGAAACAUCUUGAGGUUUUUUAUUUUGGGUUUAUUUUUCAGAAUUUCUUUGUCGGUUCAAAUAAAAACCAAAAGACUAGAAAUGACCGAAAUCUUGCAGGCUGGCAGUUCCACGCGAGCAGCUUCCCAUUGACUUUUUUUCCUUACCUUGAACAGCAUUUUCAACAACGGGUCUUUCAAUAUUUGUAUAAAUUUUUGCAAUUUCUCUUUUUUCACAAAAAAACAAAGGCUGAAACAUUGAACUAAGACAAUCAGAAAGAAAUUUUUCUCGUUUUAAAUCAUACUCGUAAACGAGGCGCUGAUUCAGAAAAAUAGGAUUUAAUGAAUUGAAAAAAACAAAAACUGAAAAAAUCGAAGUUUUUGAAAUCAGACUUUCCCGGUUCUCUUUCUCCACGCCACAGAUCUGUCUGUGAGCGAACAAUAAACACUUCAACAAAAAGAGUCGAGUGGUAAAAUGUAACAGAAAUUUCUUUGAAUCCAACUUCUGGUGUCCAGAAUGAUUUUUCACAAGUUGUUGAUUUUUCACGAGGUCUUUAUUCUUAAAACGAGCUUAAAAAAAGACUGUAUCAUUGAACACUCAAACCAAAAAGUGCUGAUACUGCGUGUCAAUACGUUGUUCUUCGAGUACUUGCGUUCGCGUCGGACCCGCAGACCUCUCAUGAUUGUACAAGCGAAAGCGGUCACUUUGUUUGUACGGCUUUAGCACAGGAGCCGUUUCAUUACAAGAACGGGCGGCGCAGUCCUUGUCUGGUCCUCGAAAACGUCGGGAACAGUGCAAAAAGCAACUUUUGUCUGGGUGGAUGGCCGGCGAAGGACUGUCCUUCGUCUUGGUUCUGUGGCUUGUUUUUUGUGCCAACGCUGUUUUCAUCGACCUUAACUGCACCUACGUCAUCAGAAAUAUGCCCAAGGUUUGAAAAAAAUCUCGGUAUAAAAAAACGCAAUAUUCUGAAAUAUUUGUUGUUUUUUUAUUAUGAUGUGCGCUUUUUUUGACUUAUGUCUCAGGCUUAUUUGGACAGCAUUUUUUUGGAUGCUAAUACAGAACGAAAAUGAAAUCAGUCCUCCAGACUAGAGUCUAGUCGAAGCUUCUAAAGUUACUUCACACUUCAAAAUACUUCAUACUUUAAAAUCUACCUAUAAAGAUGUCGAAAGAUUCUCGGAUGUUGAUGGAUUUUGCUAAAAGACUUGAACUACUCCUGCAAAAAGUAAAACUGAACAUUUUGAACUGCCUGUUUUUGAAAUUGAGACACUUCUUUAUUGAAAAAAAAAGGUCAUGUAGAUUUUAACUGAAGGACCCUCAUCUGGUGAAAAUGGUAUUUUUAGCCUUGAAAAAUUUGUCUCCUGUCAAUAUUAGAAGUAGGUUUUCAGUAUGCCUGGAAUGCCGUCAACUGUGAGAACCGAUAUUCCGAUGCGGCUUGUGAAUCAAUUUACCCCGCGGACAUCGAAGUCGACUCCACUGUCGCCAGACCUUCCCAAUGUUAUUCGGUGUGUUUCUGGACGUUGUUUUUGAAAUAAGAACUGCGGUCUAGACGAAGCUGGUUUGUUUGCAGAUUGGGGGCGAAAUCAACGAUGAACUGAAGAGGAUCGCAAUUUUGACCUGUCCGAAAACUUGCGGCUAUUGUUGCAUGACUAGCGAGUACUAUUGCAGAAACGCUGCUUGUGAGUUUUGAGGUGACUAUUUGGAUAAUGUAGAACAUUUUUUUCAGAUCCUCGAGUGAAAUGUGAAAUGGUGUCCCGAAGACAGUGCGAAGACCCUGUCUGGAUGCCUAUCCUUGCUGAAGACUGCCCUAACAUCUGCGGGUUCUGCACUGCAGGUUCGAAAAUGCCCUCUUGAAUUUCGCAUUGAUAUUUUCCAGGCGGAUGUGUAGACAAAGCUGUGGAAUGUGAGAACGACCCAUCAAUUUGUAGGAACCAAAAAAUGCAAGCAUUCGUGCAGGUAAUAUCUUUGAAUAUCAUCUCUUUGUGAUUAUUCAAAAUUCCGGUUAUUAUCUCUCAGGUCAAUUGCCGGAGGACAUGUGGUCUAUGUAGACCUACGUUAGGAAUCCCAAGCGAUUCAACUGCAGGAAAAUCUUUGUCUGGUUCGGGUGGCUCUGGUGUUUGCAGAGACCUGA